CAAAGUCCCUUGUUGUUCAAGCAGAUGUCAUGCAGAGGGAGCUAGAGAGCUGCCUAAGAAGAGAGUACACUCCUGAAAAUUUACUUUUGCUUCUGUUGCAGUAUUAUACAGAGAGAAUUACCCAGCUGGCCCAGAGUAAAUAUUCACACAUGCUUAGAUGGAAGAGGUUUUGCCAGCACAGUAAGAUUAUGGAGCAACUUUAUCCUCUUUACAAGAAACAAGUUGCCUACAUUAUGCAGGAGUAUAAUGAUGCCGUUCAGAGAGCUGAAAGAUUGUCUGUUGCACGGGAAAACUUCCUAAUGGGAAAAAACAAUCCUUCUAACUUAGUGACACAGGAAGACCUGACUAUUUACACAAAGUGGUUUGUGUGUCACCUACACUCACUCAGGACUAUUCACCACUACUUACAGUCCCUCCAGUACUUGCCCAUCUCCAAAGUGCUGAGUGUAGCUGUCGAUGAAGUCACUGAGGCUGGUCAGGAGAAUGAAAAGGUCUGUGUCAAUGACACGAACCCUAACAACCAGGGUUCUGCAUCUCCAGGCUCGGUGGAUACCAGCAUUUCAGGGCUGACAAGAACAGAAGCUGUUUUUUUCCUGCCCCAACACACGACUGAAAGAGAAGAACUGACACCUCAGCUGGGGCUCCUGCUCUCCCAUUUCAAUAUCCCCUAUGACGUGGAAGAGCUGAGAGAUCCUGCUCAGGAAAUGGAACUUUUUAACUUGGUUUCCCUAAAAUUUCAAAGCAUCUUCAUGGAGCAACAGAGAAUGCAAACAUUUCCAGAUUAUGACGCGGAGAUAGCUAAAGUGGAGAAUUUGGGUUUGGCGGGACCUGGUAUGGCCUUGAAAAAGAGAGCUAACUGGACUUCCUUUAUAAAGAUUAAGCCAAAAUGUGAUCCUUGGCAAAAGAAGAUUUUGACCAAACUAAAAGAACGGAGAAGAAUAGAUGUAUUAAUGCAACUCCAAGCAAAGUUUUUGAAGAUUUCCAGGCCUGAGCGAGUAAAGCAAGUGCUCCAAGACCAUGCUGCAAAGACAGUCAUGCUGGCUCCAUCUCAUCCAACUUUCGUGGCUUCCCAGGAUUUGCAUCAGUGCAAUUAUGACCACAUCUGGGAGAAUAUUUAUAGCAACAUCAACCUCUACCAGAAUGAAAAUAUGAAGGAAGAUGACCUUUCAAUGGAACAAAAUGAAAAUUACCUAGCACAAAUAAGUUGCUGCCAACAUGCUGAUGAGCCUAUUAAGCAGAAAAAAGAGAAAGGGUACAGCUAUGCAGUGGCCCUACAACUGCUGGGUUUGGAUGGUGGGACUGGGCCCAGUGAUAGGGAUCCUGUCCUGAUGAGAGGGACCUACUUGUCCUUUCUGUAUCUGCGCCACCUGCGAAUCAGGGAGCUGCAGCGCACCUGUCUAGGAAUUCUGAACUACUUCAGAUCUGUUGAACGAACACUGACAAUCAACACUUCAGGCCUUACCUUGGUUGCAGGGAGUCUGGUCCCUACCAUAGAAGAUAGCUCCUGGGUAAAUAGGGCCACAGGAGGCUUGGGCACCUUGCAAGGCAUAGGAGCUCACCACUAUGUCCAUGGGACAGCCACCGAGCACAAGGUCCACAGUGUCCAGUUCAUGGAGUUCUCGGAAGUGGAGAACCAGGAUGACUACUACAGCAUGGACGCUGCUUGCCUCUACACGCAGGACCAGCGUGGAGUAAAUAUCAUGUAUGAUGAAGCCUUGAGUGAUCUGAAGGAGCUAGAGGCAGAACUGCUGCUUGUGGCCAGCCAUUACAUUGAGAAAGGAAAAGGUCACAAAGAGGGCAACGAGUCAAAUACUGGCCAGGACUGGGGAUGGGCCCAUGCAAGUGUGGAUAGAUUUGCUGUGCUGUAUGACAUGUGGACUUGGGAAGCAGCCCUUCUAGAAAACAAGCGUCAGCUUCUUGACUGUUACUUUGAAGCCUACCAGCACGUUCUGGACCCUGAGGAGAGGUUUGCCUUAGCACAAGUGAUCACUGACAUCAUGCACAGGCGCCCAAGGUUUGAUUUCAGCCACCCUUACUUCAUUAAGGCCUACCGAGAUGAAUGCACCUGUCUGAGGCUUCACUUGCAGCUCGUGAGGGGCAUCCUCAAUCAGCACAUAGAGUGUCAGCGGGAGUAUGUCCAGAGGCUUUGGCAGGAAGGCCGUCCGGAUGAUAGCAGUAACUUUGGGCUUCCCCUUAACAUAAUUUGCAAACAACUUGUUUCCAUCAACAAUAGCUGCCCAGCUUUGAAAAACAUUUAUCUGCUGGAGUUCCACCCUUCCCUGGGUCUCGCAUCACUCAUCCCCCAAUCCCUUGAGUACCUCCUCCGGGAGGCCCGCCACACCUGCAGACCCACAUCCGUCAGCAGCCUCACCUUGCUGGAGAGACGUGUGCUGCAGCUGGCCCUGGAUGUGUGGCUCACACCAGCCAGGCCCGAGUCCUGGUACAGCACUCAGCUCCAGAGAGAUCUGUUUUCAGCUAAAGUAAUGGGAGAUCCCUUUCUCCUAGAAGAGAUAGGUCUGCUCGCACUCAAGACUGCAGCAGACAAAGGAGAGAACCAAAGCCAAGAUUCUCCUGUGCUGCUCCUGGAGACAUUUUCCAAACUUCUAGAACUUCUGACCCUCCGCCACCGGCUGAUAGAAAUGAGUCUGGAGAGUGUACAUUUAGCUCGUCUCUAUAAGGAAUUGGCAUGGGAGAUGGGUUUUGAAGAGUUCCAUUUGUAUCUGAGACCUGUUCACUUUGAAUUUGCACCACUCAAAGAAAAAGUGGACCGUCCAUAUCCUGUCUUUAUCACCUCUCUACUGAAGGACAGUGAUCAAGUGGACAGAUAUUCUCCUACUACUCUUGUCUUAGCCAUCUCUGAGGUGGAUGAUAACCAGGUUGGCAAGUUUAGCUUUUAUACAAAGGAAGCCAUCCUUAAGGUAAAUUUUUUUUUUUUUAAAGAAAACUAAAGUAAAAUUAAGCAAUUUGCUCAUGUAUUUC
Molecule: messenger RNA, 2979 nt
Organism: Mirounga angustirostris (Northern elephant seal)
Lineage: Eukaryota; Metazoa; Chordata; Mammalia; Carnivora; Phocidae
Exons: 19
Coding region: 30-2948 (972 amino acids)
Source: RefSeq, a predicted model, not a curated record